Molecule: messenger RNA, 4441 nt
Organism: Bursaphelenchus xylophilus (pine wood nematode)
Lineage: Eukaryota; Metazoa; Nematoda; Chromadorea; Rhabditida; Aphelenchoididae
Source: the annotation of a GenBank genome assembly
AUGCUCAUAUCUUUCAGAACUUGGAGAAGAACUAAUCGCUUUGAAUUGAAGAUGUUGGCUAUGGACGGAACGGCGAUAACUUAUAAGGUAAGACUUCUUAAUUAAUCACCGUCAUCCUUUGUUGACUUUAGUCUGUGAAUUUGGACAAUGCUGAGAAUGUUGACGAUGAAGGACAUCAGCUGGUGGUAGAGUACAAAGAGACUGUCGAACUUUUUCGAUGCUUCUUCCGCGAAUUUUUCAUCGAAAGUUUUGGAAUGCACUACAGGUAGCUUUUAAAGCAUGUCUGAUUUUUGUUUAGAGAUCGGCUGAAACAGAAUUACACCUUGAAUAAGUUUAUGGUUGACGUAAAUUUCGAUGACCUCAAGACUUUCAACGAAGAAUUGGCUUUAAAGCUGCAGAAUCAGCCCAGUAAAUAUCAGGCCCCGGUGAGUUUUGCUGUGAUAACUUCUGAAAGAUUUUUUUAAUAAACUUUUUAGUUGGAAGCAGCAGCUAAGGACGUAGUGGACACAUUGACACAUCCCCGCUCUGCUGGCCAUGAGGUCAUUGCGGAUAUUCAGGUUGUCUUAAACAUGAAUGGAGCCCCUACAAGUAUUCGAAAAAUUAAAUCUUCGGAUGUUUCGCACAUUAUCAAGGUCUCGGGUAUUGUAAUUGCUGCAUCUCAAGUCCGUUCUCGUGCUGUGAAAGUGAAUUUGCAAUGCCGAACUUGCAAUCAUAUAAUAAGCGACAUCAAGGUUGAAAGAGGUCUUGAAGGGUUCCAACUUCCUCGAACUUGCCGAGGAUCUCAAGGAGGCGUAACUCAGAGAUGUCCAAUGGAUCCUUAUCAUAUCCUCCCUGACAGAAGUGUCUGCGUCGACUAUCAAACUCUCAAGCUACAAGAAAAUCCCGAAGAUGUGCCUCAGGGAGAAAUGCCCAGACAUAUGCAGCUAUACGUUGACAGGUAUUUGACUGAUAUUGUGACUCCUGGUAAUCGAAUCGAGGUCACUGGUAUCUUCUCUAUCAAAAAGUUGUUUAACAAACAGGUAGUGGAUGUAAUGUGAGACAAUAAUCCUGUUUUAGGGACAAAAAGGAGUCGACAAAACAAUGUCUUUAAUCCGAACGCCCUAUCUUCGAGUUUUGGGAAUCCAAGUUCAAAAUAAAGGUCCUGGUCGAAGCGACAAACCAGUCUUCACACCAGAAGAAGAACGGGAAUUUCAGUAAGUUUCCGGGGUUUUCAAAUACAGGGUGUGCCAUCUUUAUGGACCGAUUUGAUUUGGCUAUAACUUCUUUAUUUUGCUACCAAUUUUGAAGAUUCUUCUUUUUUUUAAAUGAAUCCUCAGAGUCUCCCAUUUUGUUUAAUGCCAAACAGGAUAUACAGGGUGUCCAGAGAAAUGUGCCGGAAAGUUUUUGUCGAUUUCUUGGCGCUCAAUAAAGAUAUCCGAAAAAUUCUUUUUGCAGGAUAAAGAAGAAUUUGGGCGGUUUUUUGUCCGAAAGAAUCAUUUUUUCCGCCAGCGCGGAAAGUAGUGUAUUCGGCGGAGACUUUUGAUCGCUUUUUCGGCCAUCACACCAAUGUUAAACGCUUUAUUAUGAUGCUGAAACUUCCGUAAAGUCUUCAAAUUUUUGACGCAAUAAAUCACACAGACAGCGACAUCGCAAUGCGAUCCCAUAUAGCGACUGCACGGUGCAGCCUCUCGCUGCAACACCAAUAAAGUCCGAGUGUACCGUGCGGAGGUUUGAAACAGCAAGGCAAAAGGAAAUUUGAACAAAAAAUAUUUUGUUGUUUUCUGCCGCACCAAGUGGUUUUCCGAUGGCUUAGCUUCUGCCAAAGCUUGGUGACAAAAUUUUCGAAGGCAUACGAAGCCAGCAGGGUGUUCUAGCCAGGCCAUAAAAAUUGUGUUGGACCAUGUCUUGUCCGCAGCUGAGUUAUGGCCUCCGCCGAUUCGGCGAGCGUCCGCCACACCUUCGCCGAACACUUGGUAAACAUGAAAAUAUGCAAAUAUCUUUGUUUCAACCAUCGAAGUUCAUAAUAAAGCGUUUAAAGUUGGUGCGAUGAUCAAAAAAGCGAUCAAAAGUCUCCGCCGAAUACACUGCCUUCCGCGCUGGCGGAGAAAAUGAUUCUUUUGCACAAAAAACCGCCCAAAUUCUUCUUUAUCCUGCAAAAAGAAUUUUUCGGAUAUCUUGAUUGAGCGCCAAGAAAUCGACAAAAACUUUCCGGCACAUUUCUCUGGACACCCUGUACAGGGUGGGCCACUCGAAACUAAUAUGAUGUUUCUUUGAAUUUCCCCAGGGAGACUCCGCCGAUUUUUCUAAAAUUUAGAUAUUUCUGUAGCUUAGACCCGCCAUCUUCAACCGACUGAAAAAAAAAAUUUGAAUUGACCUUUCCAUGCCUUCCCAAAAUUUCGAAAAAAUAUUUUCAUGCCGGAACCGCUAAAGCUUAGAAAAUUUUUGGAAUGGUUUUGAAAACUUGGUCACUUUUCCGAGUUAAAUUUUCUUUGUUUUUCCUCAGAUAGUUAACAAAGCCAGAAGUGCCUGAUCGUCGAAAUCCGAUGGUCGACCUCUUCCUAGCUUUUCUUGCAAGCUGGUGUCAUCUGAUUUGAAGCGGGCAAACCACUCCAUACACGUCCAAAUUGAAAGGAUUUCGACGUGUUUGAAUUUUUCCUUUUGGCGGGAGUAAGGACAUUAGAAAAUGAAUUUUUUUGACCAGAUUUUAGCCAUAAUUUUCGAAAUUUUUUAUCCCGCCUCUAGCUUAUUGGAAAAUCUCACCUGUUUGGGGCCAAGCAUUUACCCUAACUUUGCGGAUUUUCAAAAUUUUCAUAUCUGUGCCCUCCGGGUUUCACCCUUAGCAGUGAUUUUUUCCCACUUUUUUGGAUUCCAAACUAUUCCACGCAAGAUUCUAAAGCUUCUGAACCCAGGUUUGCCACAACUAUCUUCCACCGUUCACGAGAACGCUGAUUUUUGGGAUUUUUUUUUUGUUCUUCACGACAAAGAUGGCAAUAUUUUUGUGCUACUGCCACAUAUGUGGUAUUACACAAAACGGGGGGUUCAAAAAAAAAAAGAAUCUUCAAAAUUGGCAGAAAAAUUAAAAGUUAUGGCCAGUUCAAAUCGGGCCACAAAGAUGGCACACCCUGUAAGUACUAAUAACAUUUUGUUCUUAUUUUAAUUUAGAGAAUUUGCAAAACAAGGGGAUAUCUAUAAGAAGAUCUCGAAGAGCAUUGCUCCAUCUAUCUUUGGAUCAGACGACAUUAAAGCGGCAAUUGCUUGUAUGUUGUUUGGAGGAUCGAGAAAACGUUUGCCCGACGGGUUGACUAGGAGAGGAGAUAUUAACGUUCUUUUGUUGGGAGAUCCAGGAACGGCCAAGUCUCAGUUGUUAAAGUUUGUUGAGAAAGUUUCUCCUAUCGCAGUGUACACGUCGGGAAAGGGCAGUAGUGCUGCUGGACUUACUGCUUCAGUCAUGAGAGAUCAGCAUUCGGUAAGCAGCGAAAUGUAUUAAGACAAUCGUUUUUAGAGAAGUUUUAUUUUGGAAGGUGGGGCCAUGGUUUUGGCUGACGGCGGAGUUGUAUGUAUUGAUGAGUUUGACAAAAUGAGAGAAGAUGACCGAGUCGCAAUCCACGAGGCUAUGGAACAGCAAACCAUCUCCAUUGCCAAGGCUGGUAUCACAACCACCCUCAACUCAAGGUGCUCCGUUUUGGCAGCUGCAAAUUCAGUAUUCGGACGUUGGGAUGAUAGUAAAGGCGAUGCUAACAUUGAUUUCAUGCCCACGAUCUUGUCUCGCUUUGAUACCAUCUUUGUUGUCAAAGAUAUCCACGACAGUCUGAGGGAUGCUGUAAGUUGAGAUACCCAGUGUUUUGGACUUUAAUUUUAGGCCUUGGCAAAACAUGUUGUGGCUGUCCACAUGAAUGCUGAGCAUGAAACCCAGGAUGAUCCAGACGAGCUCUCCCUGGACUUCUUGAAAAGAUACAUAUACUACGCUCGGGCGACUUGUGCCCCUCGGCUAUCAGAAGAAUCCGCUCAAAAGCUGGGAAAACAUUACGUUCAGAUUAGAAAUCCUCCGGAAGAGAGGGGAAAGAGUAAUGUGAUCUCCAUCACUGUUCGGCAACUCGAGGCCAUCGUUCGACUGAGUGAAUCAUUAGCCAAAAUGGAACUUCUUCCAUUCGUUGAAAUGAGACAUGUCGAUGAGGCUCUUCGUCUCUUCAAUGUAUCAACUAUCGCUGCUGCUGCUAGUGGACAAUUGGCUGGGGCUGAAGGAUUCACCAGUAAACAGGAUGAGGAGACCUUUGCCAGGGUCGAAAAACAACUCAAGAAACAUUUUCUGGUGGGAACCCACGUCUCUGAACACAUGAUUGUCCAAGAAUUCGUCAGACAGAACUACUCCGAAUCCGUCAUCAAAAGAGUCAUUGAAUAUUUGAUAAAGCGAGGAGAGUUGCAGUACAGAAUGCAAAGAAAGUUGCUCUACCGUCUGAAAUAA